AGAAAGUAUUCAAGACAGGUAUUACAGGGUUUAUCCUAUCUUCACAAAAACGACAUUAUACAUCGUGAUAUUAAAGCUGAUAAUAUUUUGAGAGAUACUCAUGACAAUGUAAAACUGGGAGAAUUUAGUGUGGCUAAACGACUUCCGGCUGCUAGAUUAGAGACGACAGUUGUAGGAACACCACACUGGAUGGCACCUGAAGUCAUCAAUAGUGAAGGUUAUGGUCGAAAAGCUGAUAUUUGGAGUUUGGGCUGUACGAUUGUUGAAAUGUUUACUACUAAACCUCCGUUCCAUGAAUAUGAGCCUAUUGCUGCAAUGUUUCGAAUCGUAAAAUGUAAACAUCCAGAAUAUGAACUACCAAAAGAUGUGUCCGAUUUGGCCAAGGAACUUUUAGCACUUGCAUUUAUAAUAACUCCAGUCGAUCGUCCGUCUGCCGAUGAUCUGCUAAAACAUGGUUUCGUUCAAGAUGGAAGACAGUGAUCAGGAUAUAUUGUGCAUAGAAAUGACACAAGGCCUAUUUGCAAAUUCAACAGAAAAUGCUUGAUGUCAAAAAACGACUUGUAGGAGAUUCUCUAUUUGUGUAUAGAAACGACAAGACUUUUUGCAAAAUCAACGGAAAACGUCGAAACAAACCUAAUGUCUUUAGUAAACAUCUGUACCAUAUACAUGUGUAUUUUGACUGUUUGUGUUGGAUGUCAAGUUUGUGUCAAUACAAGAGAUGAGAAGAAGGGGAGACGACUCUAGUUAAAGUUUUGUUAAAUUCAACUACAAGUUUAUUAUUGAUGAAAAAGUGCUAGAGACAGUAUUAAUACUGAAUAUAGUAUAAACGUUACUAUGCGCAUGCGUGAUCAAACGGACAUUUAUGUACUCUUCUGUCAAGUCUACCAACCGCUCUUAUUGGCGUGUGUUCAGUCUGCAAACGUUAGAUUCAUUGCACGUGGUGUGUGGUAAUGUUAUUUCAAAAAGGCGGUGAUUUAAUGAAAGCAAUACCGACAUCCAGGCUGUAAAGAGAACCCCUGAAUUAUGACGUCAUAUACAUGUGGUUCUCUCCAAAUUUUCAGCGAUUUUCUGUAUAUAGGAAAAUACAAAAAAUCGUGCAUGGACACACCGAUGUAUUCUUGCUGUUCAAAUCGUGUACAUGAAAACCUGACCUUGUAGUUAAUCGUUUAAAUCAAAAUUAUUGAUAUAAUUAGUGUUCAUCAGAUUUUCACAUAAUACUACCAGGAAGACAAGAUUGUGCAUUAUUUAAUAAAUUCACCUGCUAUACACAAAGCAACAGCUUUCUGGGGGAUCACUUUCAAGUUUUCAGUGUCAGGGG
Patella vulgata (common limpet) is the source of this 1318-nucleotide messenger RNA. RefSeq names its product mitogen-activated protein kinase kinase kinase 3. Gene Ontology annotation, biological process: protein phosphorylation. NCBI's taxonomy places the organism in Eukaryota, Metazoa, Mollusca, Gastropoda, Patellidae. The annotation marks the transcript as partial. The record is from RefSeq and is a predicted model, not a curated record. Gene Ontology annotation, molecular function: ATP binding; protein kinase activity. The transcript has 3 exons.